CCAUAUUUUGACGUUUUGAAAGUAAAGAAGAAAACGAAAACUCUUCUUGAAAUAAAUUUUAACUUGAAAUUCUUGUUAAAAUUACUAUUUACUAGUGAACGAUUAUCCUCCUUCGGUUAUUAAUAUAUAUUAUUAUUGUGUUGAUGAUACAGUGAAGUCGAGGUGAAGUGUCCUACAUUUAUCGCUAAAGAAAUGCCGGUGGAUCAAAUUCAGUAUUCCGAAAGAUAUCAAGACGAUACCUAUGAAUACAGACAUGUGAUCCUGCCACCAGACAUCGCUCGCUUCGUCCCCAAGUCCCACCUCAUGACGGAGACAGAGUGGCGGAACCUCGGAGUUCAGCAGAGUCCCGGCUGGCUCCACUUCAUGGUGCACAAUCCAGAGCCCCACGUGCUGCUGUUCCGGAGACCCCGCACCGACCUCCCCCAGCCCGUCGUCAAUGGACUUGAUAGUAAUACGAACUCAGUGGUGAGAGUAUAGUGGUUGUGCUAUUAGGAUUUUGGAAUUCAUUUCGGUGAUACUGGUUAUGUUUGUGGAUGUAUUCUUUUGAACACCUAUUAAAGUUUGUAAGUAUUCAAUUAUGAAAAGGUUUUUAAAUAAAAUUACUUUCACUGAGAAUGUACACUGAGAGUAUAAAUAAAGAGAUAUAGCAUUUAGGGCAAUUUGCACCAAUUUUUUUUACCUAUUGCUCUCUUUGACAGUAGAGUGAGAAGGACAGCAAUAGAUUAAUUUUUGUUUCAAUAUUUGGUGCAAGCUGCACUUUAUACAUAUGAAGAUAUAAUCAGUGUCACCAAAAUAUUUAGUAAUAAUGGGCUGUAGAUGCAUUUAUAAAGAUUAUAUAAGUAACUAAACAGUGCCUUAGGUCUAAUGUUUUGCUGCCCAAGUAGAUUGAACAUGUAUAUUGUAUACUUUUAAGUUCUGAUUAUGAUGACAAAUUGGUAUUUAUGUAAUGAAACAUAUUCAUACAUGCCCAAUGGAAUGAUUUCAUAUCUAUGAUAUGAAAGUAUGUAUCAAUAUUAACAUUUUAGCUCCAUUUAGCAAUCAAAGUAGCAAAUAUAAUUCAAAUUUUCAAAAAUAAUCUCUAACCAAACUAUACUAUGAUGUACCUACUUAUACAUAGUUUAAUAGUUUUUAUGAAAUUAAUUGUGUAAAUCCAGAUGGACCAAUACUGCAUACUUGCACUGCACAGUAUGCCCAAAAAUCUGGUCCUCUGGCAGUAUUUAUUUUUCAAUUUAACUUGGGUUGUGCCAUUAAUGACAUAAUUUUAACUUUAUUCAUGGUUGUAUGAGAAAAAAAUACACAAUAAUGUUUAGCUUUUGCACAGCAGUGUGAUACUUUAAUACUACUUAAAAAUAAAAAUAAGUUUUUAGCCACUCUCACACACAACUAAGGUCCACAACUGAGUACAGCUGAUCAAUAAAUUUAAUCAAGUAAGAAACAUGUAGUUAUUGAACUGUUUGCAUAAUUCAUCAUCAUCAUCAUCAGCCUCAUACCAACCAAGGUGUGCCUUUCCCUGUUUUUCAUUGUUGGUAUGAUUUAUGUAUGAACGCAUAUAUACUUCUAGUGAUCCAUAUUCUGCUUGUGAUAAGUAAAUAGGUACUACUAAGCAUUUAAGCUUUACUGAGACAUGCAUCGUCAGCAUCUUAAUUAAGUUAACUAAAAUAUAAGGAUAUAUUUUAUACUUGUUUGCAAGCAAUUUAUAGGAAUAAAUGUUAUAUUAUAUUUA
Messenger RNA from Plutella xylostella (diamondback moth), 1723 nucleotides. Its product is annotated as cyclin-dependent kinases regulatory subunit. Gene Ontology annotation, molecular function: cyclin-dependent protein serine/threonine kinase regulator activity. NCBI's taxonomy places the organism in Eukaryota, Metazoa, Arthropoda, Insecta, Lepidoptera, Plutellidae. The record is from RefSeq and is a predicted model, not a curated record.